UAAAUAGAUAAGUGAAUUUUGUGAAUAUAGUGAAAAAAAAGUAAAAUUUCAAAAUUUUCAACAUAAUAAAUUAAUUAGAUUUUAAGACAUCGAACGGAUUAUUACUAUAUAGUGGAUACCUAAUUGGUGUAAUAAGAAUUAUAUAAAUACAAAAAUAACCAAACCUUCGAAAUAAAAAAAAAUUUAAAAAUUAAAAAAAAAAUUCUUCAAUUCUAAAUGAAAUGAAAUGAAAAUUAAUACUUAAAUUGAAUUCCAAUAAAAAAAGUAAAAUCAAAAUAAAAGGAUCAAACACAAAAAAAAAGUUUUAUCAAAUAAAAAUACAAAAACAAAAAAUAAAACUCAAAAGGACCAACAAAAUGUAACCGCAAUGCUGAGUAAGAAAAAAUCAACUAAACGAAUCGCAUUUGAAUUUGCUGAAGAAUCGAGUAUAACGAGAGUGUGAGGUUAAACAACAACAUCAAAAAAGACGGAAAUCCAGGCUAGAAAGACGACAUUCAUUCAAGAUGACUGAUGAUCAAACGCCCAGCGAUGACAAAGUUGCCAAACAGCAAGUUGUUGCCUACACUCAAAAGUCUCAGAUUAAACAUGAAAAUCGCCAUAUACAGUUGGUACGCGAAUAUGGAUUCCAUCCGAGGACGAAGGCCACUGUGGAAGAUGGCGAUGUCCUGCCGAGAAAAUUCGAACCAUUUCCUGAGAAUAUGUACGGCAAACCUCUGGAGGAAAUCGAUAAUUUUAUCUAUGAAGAGACCUUUUGUGUGGUGUCAAAGCGAUUUCGGAAAAACUACAUUCAUCGGUUUACCGGAACUAAGAGCCUUUUCCUGUUUCAUCCUUGGAGUCGUGGUCGACGUGUAUGUGUGUACAUAGCGACGAAUCAAUAUUUUGAUUACUGUGUGAUGGCUACAAUACUUUUCAACUGUAUUUUUUUAGCCAGAACAGAAACAUCCGAAGAAGCAGAAUACAUCUUCCUCGCUAUUUACUCCCUUGAGAUGUUCAUCAAAAUCAUUGCUAAAGGCUUCCUACUUAACAAAUACACAUACUUAAGGAAUCCAUGGAAUUGGCUGGAUUUUAUUGUAAUAACUAGCGGCUAUGCCACCAUCGGAAUGGAGGUUGGCAAUUUAGCCGGUUUGAGAACAUUUCGUGUACUGAGAGCAUUAAAGACUGUUUCCAUUAUGCCGGGCCUUAAAACUAUUAUAAAUGCGUUAUUGCAUUCAUUUCGACAGUUGGCCGAAGUAAUGACACUAACGAUAUUUUGUUUAAUGGUUUUUGCACUAUUUGCCCUACAGGUAUAUAUGGGCGAACUUAGGAAUAAAUGCGUAAAAAAUCUUCCAGACGACUGGGUCAAUUUAACAAGUGCAGAAUGGAAAAGUUGGGUGAAUGAUACAGAAAAUUGGCUGUACGAUCUCGAAGAGUUGCCAAUGCUAUGUGGAAAUCUCACUGGAGCCAGGCACUGCCCAACAGGAUACACGUGCCUUUGUGUGGGUGAAAAUCCCAACCAUGGAUACACAAAUUUUGAUAAUUUUAUGUGGUCCAUGCUAACGACUUUUCAAUUGAUCACCCUCGAUUAUUGGGAGAAUGUCUAUAACAUGGUACUUGCUACAUCAGGACCCAUGAGUGUAUCGUUUUUUACAGUGGUUGUAUUUUUUGGCUCAUUUUAUUUAAUUAAUUUGAUGUUAGCCGUAGUAGCGUUAAGUUACGAGGAAGAAGCCGAAAUAACAAACGAAGAACGAAAAAAAGACUUAUUGGAUCAUCGUGAAGAUUCAACUUUUAGCUUCGACCCGUCCAUAUUAAAUGUAAAAAAACUAAACAAAAACUACAAAAAGAAAAUCGACUCACGGAAGGGUGUACUCCUGGCACAAUACAGUAAAAAAAAGACACGUCGGAAAAAGAAGGGUAAAGAUGGUGCUCCUAACGAAAAUGGAAAUGGCCAAAGUCAAAGCCGUUCGGUGACCCCAAGUCCGAGCCCGAGUCCUCGACAUAGCACCGACCGGCCGCAGGCGUUGAAUAUUCCAAAUCAACGUCCUCGGGGUAUCUCAUUUCAAGAUGAGCAGAACAAGAAUCCAAACAUGUUAUACCCCUCAGACUACAAAGGUCAAUUACUACCUGGCAGUCGACAGGCCAGUUCAAAUGCCAGCGAAGGUGGCGGAGUGAAUCGAGAAUCCUCAUUGGAUGAUUCUGGUGUCGUGGACGAUCAUGAGGAACAGGACACAGGUAAUGAAAUGGUGAACACAUCAGCGGUGGAGUUACAAUCCGAUUUAACUCCGGUUACACUUGCCUUAUCACCGCGCGAGGUUCGUUUAAUUAAGUGCAAUGGAAAUAUUGCACGCAUUAAGAAGCAUAACAUUUAUGCUUUGCAUCAAGAAUUUUCCUCGGAAAUAGUUGUUAUAGAUGAUCUUCCUGAUCGAAAUUGUGAUAGAUGUGUUCAAUGUUGCGUUGACUACGAGGGUUGGCUGCAAUUUCAAAAUUGUUUAUAUAAAAUUGUUAGAGAUCCAUUAUUUGAAUUAGCAAUAACUUUGUGUAUAGUACUGAAUACCAUGUUUCUAGCCAUGGAACACCACGGAAUGAGUGAGAGCUUUCGACAAGCAUUAGAUAUAGGAAAUAAGGUUUUUACUUCAAUAUUUACGUUCGAAUGUAUUGUUAAGCUGUUGGCGUUAUCGAAAGAAUUUUUUCUUUGUGGUUGGAAUAUUUUUGAUUUAAUUAUUGUAACAGCCAGUCUACUGGAUAUUAUUUUCGAACUAGUUGAUGGUUUAAGUGUGUUACGAGGACUGAGAUUGCUGCGAGUUUUAAAACUCGCCCAAUCAUGGACAACAAUGAAGGUCCUCUUGAGUAUCAUUAUAUCGACCAUUGGUGCACUGGGAAAUCUUACACUUAUUUUAGUUAUAGUCAUUUAUAUAUUCGCUGUGAUUGGUAUGCAAUUAUUUUCAAAGGAUUAUACGCCAGAAAAAUUCGAUCCUGAUCCUGUGCCAAGGUGGAAUUUUAACGAUUUUUUUCAUUCAUUUAUGAUGAUUUUUCGAAUUUUAUGUGGUGAAUGGAUUGAACCUUUAUGGGAUUGCAUGAGAGCUGAAGAAGAGCAAGGAGCAUCAACGUGCUUCGCAAUUUUCCUUCCAACUCUGGUGAUGGGUAAUUUCAUGGUGCUAAAUUUGUUCUUGGCCUUGUUGCUCAAUAGUUUCAAUUCGGAGGAAUUGAAAUCGAAAAAAGAGAUUUUCAAGAAAAAGGAAGUUGGAGAAGAAUCGAAACUUGCACGGAGUAUAGAACGAGUGAGAGAUUUAAUAAGAAGAAAACGACAAGCUAGAAAGGAGAAAAAGGAACUCAAAUAUGCCACAAAAUUUGAGCAGGUUGUGAGAGAAGCUCAAGUGGCAUCUGUUAAACAAACAGAAUCAGAAACAAAAUUCCAUAGGUUAAGUUAUCAAGAAUCAAUGAAUCGUCCCGUCUCGGGGUCAGAUUUCGGGUUUCAAAUUCCAUUGAGAGAAGGUCUACAUACUAUCAUCGAUGGUGGUGAAUACGAAGAAGAAUAUAAAGAAGGCGAUGAAAAUAUCUGCCUAAAUGAUGACAAUAAUCAAAAAAACGAUUACACCCUAUAUCCUCAUGUAGAAAGAAAGUUACUACAUCAAGUGUCUUCCGGUUUUGGUACCCAACAGAACGACAGCCGUGACGAACCAACGUUCACCGAAUCCAUAGAGCUGCGUCUGAUGGGCCAGUACAAUUCAACAGAUACCGACCCAGGUGACCAGCAGAGUGUUAUAUUUCAACGUGCUGAUUCGUUACGCCAACACGACGAGGCUUACCUUCAGUAUCAGAAAUCCCUGCUAACUAGAUCGCCAAGUUAUCGCAAAUCACUCGAUCGUCUAUCACAAUCGAGUGAAACAUCACAAAGAUCACUUAUACCAUCGAGGAGUAAGUCUGAAGAUGAAAACAUUCAGAAUUACGAUCGUAUGACCAUUAAACGAGUGUCCAGUGGACAUUCGUUGAAUACCAUCUCCAUAGAACAAGAUGAUUAUAUGCAUCAGGGGAAUCUGCGGGACGAACUGCUUAAUUGCGAUCAAAAAGAGUUGUUUCAGUUCCUGCAGGACGAUGUUGACAAUAGUAAUAAUUACUUCAGUGAGACUGUUGGCUAUGGCAGCGCAGUGAUCGAGACUGAGACCGAUAGUCUGAUAUUGGACGCCAAAAAAGAUGCGAGCAUUUUUUCACCGCCACGAAAGACUUCAUCAAGUAGUCUUAAGUCGAAUCUUAGUUAUAUUUCAAAUUCUAUUUUGCAUCAAAUUGAACAAAGGCGCAAUGGAAGUAUCUGUGAGUCGAUCGAUAAGGUAUUCGGUCGAUCUGAAUCUCAGGGAAUCUUCAACGGUAGUGCCAAUGGUGAUGAUUCACAUGACCAAUUGCCUCUUGUCGGCAAUUCGGAAUUUGAUAACAUCAUUCAGAGUUUCGAGAAAGAAUUGGAAGAAAUCAAAAAAUCAACGACAUCUCUGGAACGAAGACUAUCAAAUCUGUCCGAACCAUCGCCGGCUGCAGAUGAAUGCAAUAAGGAUAUACUCGAUCACAUCGCUGCCAUAGAAGCUGAUCACGCUAACUACGAAGUAGCUUUUGUACAGCGACGUCAUCACCCUAAUUCUCAUGUUGAUCGUAAUUCGGUUAAGAUCAAACGUCGUAGUCUUGAAAAACAACGAAAAAUCGACGAAGACUUUAGUAUCUCGAAUGAGAUUCGUAAAAUCUGUGAUCAGAUGCAUGCACCGUUUGCCGAAGUUGGCAGUACAUCGCCAUUUCUUCGGCGAAAAAACGAUCUGUUCAGUGCACAAUUUGAUCGUUUCAAACGUUUAAGUCUGAUCGAACGUGUUGACGAACUUCCUGAGGAUGAAAAGUUUGCGAUUCGUAUCGAAAGUGAAAAACUCCCUCGCAAAUGUUUAACUGCCGAUCUGAAAAUUGACAGUCUAUCGCUCAAAAGUACCAAUAGCUAUGAAAACCUUCUCAUACAAAAGCAACGAAAUCAACUACAAUCAGAAAUCAUUGAACAACAACAACACCAACAAACUCAAAGAGUCGUGCCACCAACUCCACCACAAUCAUUGAAAUCGAUUACACCACAGAAAAAAAUGAAAACGCCCCACCCAAAGGCUGGUGACUUCAAAAUGGAAGGCUUUAAAGUGCAUCCACAACCUUUCGACAAGACCACCUCAAUAAGCUUAAGCAAUCAAUGCGAUUAUACGUCUGGGGCAAAUGAGGAAGACAAACCUACCACCAUGACGGGACAGAAGUCCACCUUUACGAGACUAACAGAAAAACCAUGGCAUUGUUUGGUCUCCUACGUGGACGAUCUUACCGUUGGUGGGAGACGUAACUCGCAGGGAGCAUACAAUGAUCCCAUGUCUUUUCCCAGUUUUGGCACUGUAAAGCCGCCAAAGGUGCCACAGGACUGUUUCCCACAGAAGUGUUACGAUCAUUUAUUUUUUCGAUGUCCUUGCUUUAUGUCCUGCAUGGAUACGAAAUGGGCAAAAAAUUGGACCCAAGUGAGGACGGCAGUCUUGACGGUUGUAGAUACCCCAGCCUUUGAGUGGUUUGUUCUGGUGCUUAUAUUUGCAUCCAGUAUAACAUUAUGCUUCGAGGACAUCUACUUGGACAACAAUAAAACAUUGAAAAGAAUACUGUAUUGGACGAAUUUUUCGUUCUGUAUAAUAUUCGUCAUUGAAAUGGUGUUGAAGUGGUUGGCACUUGGUUUUUCCAAGUAUUUCACGAGUUUUUGGACGAUAUUGGAUUUCAUUAUUGUUUUUGUUUCUGUGUUUUCCCUGCUCAUCGAAGAAAAUGAAAAUUUAAAAGUACUACGAUCACUUCGAACACUUCGUGCAUUGAGACCGCUUAGAGCGAUUUCCAGGUGGCAGGGAAUGCGAAUUGUAGUAAAUGCUCUCAUGUAUGCCAUUCCAUCAAUUUUCAAUGUCCUCUUAGUUUGUUUAGUUUUUUGGCUCAUAUUCUCCAUUAUGGGUGUACAGUUUUUUGGUGGUAAAUUUUUCAAAUGUAUCGAUGAUGAUGGUGAACUAUUGCCAAUAACGGAAGUCAAUGAUAAAUGGGAUUGCAUUGAACAGAAUUACUCGUGGAUCAAUUCGAAAAUAACCUUCGAUCAUGUGGGAAUGGGCUAUCUAGCUUUGCUUCAAGUCGCAACCUUCGAAGGUUGGAUGGAAGUUAUGGCCGAUGCAGUAGAUGCCAGAGGUAUUGAUUUGCAACCGCAACGAGAAGCCAAUCUAUAUGCGUAUAUCUACUUCGUUAUCUUCAUCGUGUGUGGAUCAUUCUUCACUCUCAAUCUGUUUAUCGGAGUAAUAAUCGAUAACUUCAAUAUGCUAAAAAAGAAGUAUGAAGGUGGAGUGUUAGAAAUGUUCUUAACUGAAUCGCAAAAGCACUACUACACCGCAAUGAAGAAACUAGGACGCAAAAAACCCCAAAAAGUAAUCAAGCGACCGUUCAAUCAUUUUUUAGCAAUGUUCUACGACUUAUCUAACUCAAGAAGAUUCGAAAUCGCGAUUUUCGUGUUGAUCUUCCUGAACAUGCUAACAAUGGGCAUUGAGCAUUAUAAUCAGCCUCAUGCCGUGUUUUUCAUCUUAGAGGUUAGCAAUGCAUUUUUUACUACCGUCUUCGGAUUGGAGGCCAUAGUGAAGAUCAUCGGACUGCGUUAUCACUACUUCACCGUGCCGUGGAACGUGUUCGAUUUCCUCCUCGUUUUAGCCUCCAUAUUCGGAAUACUGAUGGAAGACAUCAUGAUCGAUUUGCCAAUUAGCCCAACUCUUCUAAGAGUGGUGCGUGUAUUUCGUAUUGGUCGCAUAUUGCGUCUUAUCAAAGCCGCUAAGGGUAUUCGUAAGUUGCUAUUUGCGUUAGUUGUUUCCCUGCCUGCUCUCUUCAACAUCGGCGCUCUAUUGGGCUUGAUCACCUUCAUCUAUGCCAUUCUUGGAAUGUCCUUAUUCGGGCAUGUCAAACUUCAGGGAGCACUCGAUGAUAUGGUGAAUUUCCAGACAUUCGGUCGGAGUAUGCAGUUGUUAUUUCGUCUAAUGACUUCAGCCGGAUGGAAUGAUGUAUUGGAAUCGUUAAUGAUCCAACCGCCAGACUGUGAUCCAUAUUUCAAUCGUCAGACAAAUGGAGACUGUGGCCAUCCACUGUUGGCUAUAACUUACUUUACUAGCUUCAUUAUAAUCAGUUAUAUGAUUGUAAUUAAUAUGUACAUAGCUAUUAUAUUGGAGAACUUUAAUCAGGCUCAUCAAGAGGAAGAAAUUGGAAUAGUUGAGGACGAUUUGGAGAUGUUCUAUAUUCGUUGGUCAAAAUACGAUCCACAUGCCACACAAUUCAUCCAUUUCUCCCAGCUCUCUGAUUUCAUCGCCUCCUUAGAUCCUCCUCUAGGAAUCUCCAAGCCAAACACUGUAGCAUUAGUAUCAUUCAAUCUGCCAAUCUCAAAAGGUAACAAGAUUCACUGUUUGGAUAUACUACAUGCUUUAGUGAAGCACGUACUGGGCCAUGUUGAGGAGACCGAUAACUUCAAGCAGCUUCAGGAGCAAAUGGAUGUUAAAUUUAAAAAACAAUUCCCCACUCGUAAGGAAUUGGAAAUUGUGUCGUCAACAAGGAUCUGGAAAAGACAAGAGAAAGCCGCCAAACUUAUUCAGACAACAUGGAAGGAAUAUCAAAGAGUGAAGAAAGAAAAAGAACGUUCAGUUAAUUCAGGAGACGAUGAUGGCACGCAAUCUUCUAGUCCCGGUGGAUGGCAUGCGAAAUUGUCAGCGCUGAAUUUUUUUCAUUUACAGGUCAGCCGUCGAGGUACACAAUGCUCAAGUCGAGCUUCGUCAAGAAAAUCAUCUCGUGCUUCGGAUGCUUCUGAUCUGAGUGAACUUGCUGGUCCAUGGUUAAAUUUACCAUUAAUGUUAGUUUCUGGAGCUGAUGAUGUAAUGAAAGACAUUAAACAACAAAAUGAUGAUAUUGGAAAGCGUGGUAGCAUAUUUGUGGAAGCCCCGCGUGCCAAUCGUCGCCGAAGUUUCUAUAAUUUCUUUUUACGCCAUCAAGAUGCCGUCGAUGAUAGUUUAACUUCACCAUCUGUACAUAGAAAAAGCAUAACACCGACAACGACCGACGAAAAAACGAUCAUAGCGCCAACGCCAACACGGAAACGUGCAACGAGCUUUAUACGCAAAAAACCACCGUUAGAAAGAGGUUUGUCAGCACAAAGCGCUUUAAGAGUUAACAAAAAUGCUUUUGUCUCCGAUGGACCAUCGGAAGUGAGUAUUUUGGUGACAAAGCCAUCACCGGAAGCACCAACGGGACCAUCAUUAAGACCGGAUAAUUCAACAUUGGUACAUGUAUUAGUUCAUAGGGAGAGCGAAGAAUAUAAAACGGAGACCGACGAUGAAGAGUUUACACCAAUAGAUAAAAUUCAUAGAGCACCACAAAUAAAAAUCAGUCCUGGCUCUGAUGAUUUUUCUUCGGACGAUAUGGGACCCUAUUCAGGUGUUCAAAUAAAUGUUGAAAGUCCUAAAGAUCCACCACAAGGAGACUUUACUUCUCAACUAACAUCAGCAUUAGAAAUGUAUCCUCCUCAACCAACUGAAUCCAGUAGUAGCAGAUCAAUAAUAAAUGAUGAUGUUAUAAUUGAUGUUAGUGAACCAAUUGAUGUUAAUAUUCAAGGUGAUACAUCACAAAUAUUUUACGAUUAUAAAGAAGAAACAGACGACCAACAACAGGAUAUAUCAUCACCAUCAUCAGAUAAAGACUUUAACGAAACAAUAAAACGUCAAAGUCCACAAGGCGAUGAAAUUCUUAUACUAGAAGAUAAUGAUAAUGAACAAUUUGAUAGCAGCAAUAGGUGACCAUUAGUGAGAAAUGAGAAUGAUCAAAAGUCUAUAGAUAAAGCAGAUGAAAAACAAAGUUGACAAUCUUUAACUUGAGUAUUGUUUUGGUUGAUGAGAGUAGUGAGCUCUAAAGCAAUACACAAAGUAAUAAUGGUUCACUUGCAAAUACGAAUAACAACAAUAAAUAUAAUAAAUCUAAAUCAUCCUUCUAUAACUACUUAUAUAAUAACUUCGUCAUUUAUAUACCAGUGUGUGUUAAGUAAAUAGCUACCGAAUUUCCUGUAAAUUUUGAAAGGUUCAGGGUAUUUGAAAAGUGUAAAUUAAAUUUAAGUUUAAAAAAAAAAGUCUUAAUUGUAAAACUGAUAGCAUAAGAUCGAAAUUUCAUUCAUAAAAAAUUGGAGCAAAUUAGAGUGUUUAUUUUACGUCUUACAAAACUUUGUACGAAGUUCCUGUUGCUAUUUAUAUCUGUCAAACUGCAUACAAAGU
Molecule: messenger RNA, 9287 nt
Organism: Episyrphus balteatus (marmalade hoverfly)
Lineage: Eukaryota; Metazoa; Arthropoda; Insecta; Diptera; Syrphidae
Gene: NaCP60E
Product: sodium channel protein 60E
Exons: 36
Coding region: 504-8819 (2771 amino acids)
Biological process (GO): neuronal action potential; membrane depolarization during action potential; sodium ion transmembrane transport
Cellular component (GO): plasma membrane; voltage-gated sodium channel complex
Molecular function (GO): voltage-gated sodium channel activity
Source: RefSeq, a predicted model, not a curated record